This is a messenger RNA of Sebastes umbrosus (honeycomb rockfish), 2895 nucleotides long. RefSeq names its product tyrosine-protein kinase CSK-like. The record is from RefSeq and is a predicted model, not a curated record. The transcript is spliced from 14 exons. Gene Ontology annotation, molecular function: protein binding; ATP binding; protein tyrosine kinase activity. Gene Ontology annotation, biological process: protein phosphorylation; adherens junction organization; regulation of Fc receptor mediated stimulatory signaling pathway. NCBI's taxonomy places the organism in Eukaryota, Metazoa, Chordata, Actinopteri, Perciformes, Sebastidae. Bases 616 to 1968 code for a protein of 450 amino acids.
UGAAUGUUUGUGAGGGGAAGAGGAGGAGUGAGCGGGGACAGCCUGAAGUAGACUCAAAUUAUCGCAUUUAUUUCACCGCUGCAACAUUUAACCAGCUGAGUUAUCGCGUGUUUUUGUCACCCUCUUUAUUGUUUUCCAACACGAGCGUCGACACUUGUAUGAUAAGUGUGCGUAAAAGUUACAUUGUCGUCAUAUCAAGCGACAUUUCCCGCAUGAUGUUGACAGGAGACGCACCAACAGAAACAGUCUUGGCUGGUUUUUAUUGAAAUACUGUCGGACAAGCUGCUGAAGUUUCAGGUCACCUGAGGCAGAUAUCUCACUUCCUCAUCGGGACUUCAUGUGUUUUUUGCACUUCGACAUCAAACUGUCUGCUAUUUAUUUCGUGAAUGGAGGAUUUGUCUGCUUCCUGCAGUAACUGAAUCGAUCACCUGUUGUUGACUCAAACUUCUCGCUUUUUUUGCCUGCAAACAGGCAGUUGCUUCAGUGAGCUGUGCUGCUUCACCAGAGUCCAGCUGUUGUCCCGGAGGCAGAGGUACUGAAUGUGUGUGCGUGUUUACCAGCUCUAAUGGUAGCAGCUAGAAGACAUAAGCUGUGAGAGGAUUGAACCGCCUCACCAUGACAGAGGCCCAGGCUCCAUGGCCACAGGGCACAGAGUGUGUGGCCAGGUACAACUUUAAAGGCACAUCAGAGCAGGACCUGCCCUUCGACAAAGGAGAUGUGUUGUCUAUUAUUAUUGUCACAAAGGAUCCAAACUGGUACAAAGCCAAAAACUCUGCAGGUCGCGAGGGGACAAUUCCAGCCAACUAUGUUCAGAAAAGGGAAGGUGUGAAAUUUGGUGGCAAGCUGAGUCUAAUGCCAUGGUUUCAUGGGAAGAUAACGCGGGACCAGGCCGAGCAGUUGCUUCACCCUCAUGAAACCGGCCUGUUCUUGGUGCGAGAGAGCACCAACUUCCCCGGCGACUACACUCUGUGUGUGAGCUGCGAAAGCAAGGUGGAGCACUACCGCAUCAUCUACUCCAGCGGCAAACUCACCAUCGAUGACGAGGGGUUCUUUGAAAACCUCAUGCAGCUGGUUGAGCACUACACCAAAGAUGCCGAUGGCCUGUGCACCAAACUAAUAAAACCAAAGGUGGAGGAGGGGUCGGUGGCCGCUCAGGAUGAGUUUUCCAGGAGUGGCUGGUCGAUGAACAGAAAAGACCUCAAGCUGCAGCAGGUCAUUGGAAAAGGAGAGUUUGGAGAUGUCAUGGUGGGAGACUACAGAGGGACUAAAGUAGCUGUGAAGUGCAUAAAACAUGAUGCUACAGCACAGGCCUUUAUUGCAGAGGCUUCUGUCAUGACGCAACUACGGCACGAUAACCUGGUGCAGCUGCUCGGAGUGAUUGUAGAGGAGAAAGGGAGUCUGUAUAUAGUUACUGAGUACAUGGCCAAGGGCUGUUUGGUUGACUACUUACGUUCCAGAGGCCGGACGGUACUUGGUGGAGAUGCUCUCCUUAAUUUUGCACUAGACGUCUGUGAAGCCAUGGAGUACCUGGAAGUCAAUAACUUUGUCCACCGAGACUUAGCAGCCCGCAACGUUCUUGUGUCGGAAGACAACUUGGCCAAAGUCAGUGACUUCGGCCUGACCAAAGAGGCCUCUUCCACUCAGGACACUGCUAAGCUGCCUGUGAAAUGGACAUCGCCGGAGGCCCUCAGAGAAAAGAAAUUUUCCACCAAAUCAGACGUUUGGAGCUACGGUAUUUUGCUUUGGGAGAUUUACUCUUUUGGCCGAGUGCCUUACCCGAGAAUUCCAUUAAAAGAUGUUGUGCCUCGAGUGGAGAAGGGAUACAAAAUGGACUGUCCAGAGGGCUGUCCUGAAGUGGUGUAUAACAUCAUGAAACAGUGCUGGAACCUGGAUCCUGCUGCUCGACCAAGCUUUCAAAUGUUGAAGGAGUGGCUACAACAUAUCAACCAAGGGAUGAAAAAACACUGAGACAGAACAGACCCAAAGAGUGACUUUCCGCCUCCUUCAUUUUGACCACUUGGACCAUAACCUAGGAGGGAAAAAAUAGAUUUCAAAGGACUGUUUUAUUUUGCAAAGUUCACGACAAAGUUUGCAUUCACCCAUCGUCCAUGAACCGUUAAUUAAAACUGUCAACGUUUAUGUUUCUUAGCGUCAUUCUCACCUCAGGUUGUUGCAGUAAUUCGUAAUUACUGGCUCAGUCGCUCUAGUGAGUCUUUCCUGCGCUCGGUUAUCAAGAGUGAAUGAUUAACUGUCAUAUCGACGAGUCUUUCUUUAGAACACAGUGCUGCCUCAGAGCCACAGUGCCAUGACCUGUUUUUUUAAAUAUGUUUUAUGUCCUUUAUGUUGAUAUCCUUGGUCAUAUUGGUGGCAUCAUUACAUUUUAUGAACAGGUAGAGUAAACCGUAAUUAAAUUUGAGUUGACUGAAUCCAUGAUAUCCGUUUAAAGAGGAAAGACGCUUCAAAAGUAGGAACAGUCUUGAUACAUCAUUACUUGCUGUAUUAUUUUUUUUAUAGUUUCCAGGUACACUUUUUUGCAUGAAUGUUGGAUUAUUUUGUUAAAUGGACUUAAGUUAAUAUAACUAUAAUUAUGCAGCUCUAUUUUUUCAUUGCUAUCUAAUUUUAAAUGUGUUUGGAUCCCUAUAAGUCAAAUAAAGAAGCACAAGUUUGGACAAAUGUCACCUUUACUACUGAUAUAAUAACACCAUUCAGCUCAGUCAUGUAGAGAUCAUUUCCAUGUACAGAAUUUUCCAUUCGACAUUGAUAAAUGUUUUAUUUUGGGAAUCUUUGGAUUUGACCAAAUUUUCUGGAUUUUGUAUGUAAUGAGAAAAGGAGAAUGUUAAUAAAUGUACUGUGCUGCCAUUUUUUCAAAAAUAAAAAAAUAUUACAUUUUGAAAA